AUGGACAACGACGGGAGCCAGUUCUCGUACCGGCAGGACAACAAUGAGCUGGCAGUAACAAGUGACAACUUCUUUGAUCAGUUUGUCAGCUUUGACUCUGGCGAUCCAUCACUAAUGGGCGGUAACCCUCUCGAAAAUCCGCCUAGUCCAUCCAUUCUCCUUGACACCAUCGACAGUAACUUGACCAAUUCGUCCUCUAAUAACCAGGAGCUGCACUUUAAACAAUUUGAAGUUGAGGGAGAGAGCGCAGCUACGAGCGAUUAUCUCACGAUACCCCCUUAUGCUACGAUAGCCGAACAAAGCAACUCCGGUCCGGCAGUACUUACAGCUCUGGCGGCAGACCCGAUAUUAAAUGUUGGUUCGGUAUCUGGUUCGGAGCUCCUGCGCCUCGAGGGGAUCUCGUUACAAUCACUAAAAGGGAACCUUACAGCACUUCCAAGCCUACCUUUCGACAAUGCAAAGUUCUUGAAUCCACACAAGCACAAUCAGUUCCGCGAAUCGGUUCACGCCACAACACAGCAUGUUGCCCAUUAUCCAAAGCCGCAAAGGCCUGGUCAGACGAAUAUAACAGCAAUGGGUGCAUUUCAGGGUGAUAUGAGACCAUAUUAUAAACUUGAAAGCUUAGACAUCAACGAUUAUAAUAGGGACAUAUUAGACAUGGAGCAGGCGCCAAUUGACAGCAAUGAUCUGCUCUUAUCGCCACUGUCAACAGGUAAAAUCCCUGAAGAACACCAGUCUAGAAACAUGCGCUUUGUGAGCGGCCACUUAGACGACCCCUUCAGUAAGGACAUACUGGCACCACCCGCAGUCCUCAACCCGGCCAAAAAUCACAAUACCGACACGCCAAUAAACACGCCGAUAAUCAAUAGGGACUUGUUCUAUCAACAUCCAAUAGCCUCCCUGGACAUGUACACAAGUCCCUACCAGCAACAGCCAAAGCAACAGCGGAGCACGAGUUCGGCCGAGUGGUCCAUGGAGGGUCUCUUCAACAGCAAGGACGCCGAUGACGCCAACCUGUUGUACUCUUCCUCGCCAUCGGCAGCGUAUAUCCCCGACAGCGGCAACAUGCCGAGUCCACGGUGGUGGGAGACACACCACGCCGACACCACCCAUAACGGCGAUGCAGCCCAUUCAGACCACAAUACCCACUACACCAAUGGCGCCCACAGCAACAACGCCUCCCUCAAAGUUUCGAUGUACAACCAGCAGCAAACUGAGCUGCCCCAUGAGUACAACACGGAGCUCUCAGGGCAGGCGUCGCGUUUCUCGCUAGCGACUCCCCGCUCAUCCCACCACUACCACAACCGCCACAGCGAGCGGCGACCCCUCCCCCGCGCGCCGUCCUCGGGCGCCCGCCACCGCGGCUCCCUCACCUCGCCGCGCAAGCUGCACCGCAGCCGGGCGUACCUCCGCGAGGAAUCCACGUCGCCGACGCCACACGCGCGACCGCCAGGGCUUGGGCUUGGGCAAGGGCAGCAGCGCAGCCACUCAAGCUCGGUGCGCAAGCGGCGGCCGCGCACGCCGACUUCGAAGUCUGGCGGUUUUGGGUCUAUUGGAGGGGGUGGAGGAAUGGGCAUGGGUGGGGGCGGCAGUGGGAUCGAGUUUGUCAACUUCACACUAUCUGACAAGGAUAUGCUGAUGGCGGGCGUGGCGCCCAGCGGGUCUAGCACGACGAGGACGCGCCGCGAGAAAGAGGCCAUGGAGAAGGGGCGGAAGAUGAGCGAGGCGGCGUUGAAGGCCGUGCGGGCUGCUGGCGGGGAUAUUAAUAGGCUUGUAGAGGAGGGGUUUGUGAUGUGA
This is a messenger RNA of Anthostomella pinea, 1797 nucleotides long. Lineage: Eukaryota; Fungi; Ascomycota; Sordariomycetes; Xylariales; Xylariaceae. The record is from the annotation of a GenBank genome assembly.